Colletotrichum tamarilloi is the source of this 3423-nucleotide messenger RNA. RefSeq names its product C2H2 finger domain-containing protein. The coding region runs from base 1 to 3423 and encodes 1140 amino acids. The transcript has a single exon. The record is from RefSeq and is a predicted model, not a curated record. Lineage: Eukaryota; Fungi; Ascomycota; Sordariomycetes; Glomerellales; Glomerellaceae.
AUGGCUUCGACAUACGCCGUACCUCCCGCGGCCUUGCACGAUGGACAAGCUAGCGAUGCCCACAACCCCUCCCCACCAAGUAGUGGUCAACGACGACUGACUGCCACUUCAUUUGACCCGAAUCAUCUCUCGCCUUCGUCUCAGUUGCAGAGCAGCUCCGUCUCACCCAACUAUAACGAUACUCCAGCAGAGUCUAUCUCUAACUAUAGCCAAUAUCAUUCGAGCGACUUCAGCGAUAUGGACGAUGGACUGGACCCCUUCUUUGGCGUCGACUUUAGCAAUACUGAAGCGGGUACGCCCUCCUUCCUGGACCCGGAACACAGAACCGACAGCUUCGGCCAGGCCACAAUUUCCCAGGCGAGAAGCAAAAACCUGGACGCUACUACCUAUCCGUUCACCCCUGAGCAGACGGCCUCACUGCACACGACUUCACCGCGCAGCGAUAUGAGAACGAUUUCCAAGUCUGUGCCUGAGCGACUCCCUCUAUCCAUCUCACCUCAGGAGCUACAAAGGCCAUUCCAACCUCCUCAGAUUUCCACUUUCGCCCCACAGUCCGCAUCUCAAUUGACACCAGAUCUCAGUGGUAGUGGUCGUUCCAGUGAGGACAGCGCAGUGCCGUCUCCUCCCAUGAUGGCUGCUCAGAGUCCUCGAGUGACUGUCUCCAUGUGGGGAAAAGAUGCUACCGAACCGGUCCAGUCAAUCGAGCGCACAUUUACACCAGAUGACGAGAACUCGACCACAGCACCUGCCGGGCUCAGCUCCGCUGGUGACUUGAUCUCGUCCCAAGGACCAGUCGCUGAUACGACAACCCCACGACGCUCAUCAUUCAGCCGCCGUGGUUUAGAUCCGACGAAUAGACCCUCUACUGAAGUUGCCAGCGUAAACGACAUUAUGACACGCCGUGAGAUCGAGGAAAAGAACCAGGAAGUUGAUCAAUGGCUGUCUCGUAGCUUGAAUAACGACCCAACUGCAGCCUCUUCUCAGCCAGAGACCAGAUUGCAUGCUAGCCCCGAUGCCAUGGCUGGGGAAGACGGCAUCCGUCUUGGCAAUCAGACUGAAAACCGCCAUCAACCUGGACAAACUUAUUUCACAGCUCGCGGCGGCGAGAUGACGGCUACGGACUUCCAUAUCAUGAAUUCGAACCGUGUCUGGGGUGAUUCACCCGUUGUACACCCUAUCAGUGGCCCAGACACAGAUCGAUACCAGCCGGAAUCUUCGCAAGCUGCAAUUGCUCGUUUCAACAGAAUGUGUAUGGAUAAUGAAUCCAUCAUUUCCAAAGCGGCUACGUGGGGCACACGAAGACGCAGUCUGCCUAGCGUUAUCGAUAUGGACACCGAGAACGUCACCAGUGGGAACCUGUUGAAGAAGCUUUCCAUCAGCAGAGGCGAGGGAGGUCGUAGGCCAAGCAUCCUCAAGGAUUUGCGCGGCCUCGUCCGUCGGCCGAGUGCCAGCCAUUUGCUCAAGCGGUCUAGGAGCACCAACGGCGAAAACAUUCCCAAAUCGGAGGCUCCGCCCCCUAUGGAGAAGCGUGAGAGUUUGCCUCAUCUUCUACCUACUGCACGAACUGGCAGCUGGGGGUCCAAGAAGACACCUACGCCGAGUAUUAACACCGCUCUCGUCACCAUGGGAAGCAGUGUGGCUUCAAUUGGCACAACACACGCACGGAAUGGUUCAAUCGGCGGCACGCCCAUUACAUCACCAAAGAGUCCAUUUGGCAGUCUACAAGUCAAAAACACACUUCGUCGGCCAAGGAGCAAGUCGGAUCUACCAAAAGCUAGCGGAAACGAAACACACUCAAACCUGGUUGGCAUGUGGAGGAAAUCAGGCGGCCCGCCGGUGGCUGUCCUUGCCAAGAGUAACUCGACAAAUGUUGACCUGGAUGAGGAUGAUGACGACGAGGAUGAACUUUACGAGGAUGGUGACAUGAAUGCGGAAUCCAGCAAGUUGAUCCAGGAUGUCUCGCCAAACUUUGCAGGCUUCCAAACGCAUGUUCUCCGCCUGAAUCCGGAUCUGGCAACCAACAAUAACUAUCUCGUUGAUCGGAUCGCCCAUCAGCAGGUUGUUCGCUACAAGAGCCUCCUCAGUGCCAAGGUGAAGCAUCUUGGGAUUGGCCAGGCCUGCACGUGCGGAUCGUUCUGUUUGGCUCGUGGUGGUCGGCCAGUCCUGCUCGACCAGAAAGGCGAUUCACGAGACAUCGACCCUCUGUCAACAGGCGCUGACUCUGGGGACGGAGACUCAACCCCUGUGGAGGGUGCUAUUACCAAGGAUAGCUUUCCACAGGACAUACCUAUGCCGCCUACGCAAUCCCUCCCGGCGGAAUUCGAAUGCCAGCUCUGCUUCACGCUGAAGAAGCCCAAGAAGCCCUCUGACUGGACGAAGCAUGUCCACGAGGAUGUACAGCCUUUCACUUGCACUUGGGACAGAUGCCGUGACCCCAAGAUCUUCAAGCGUAAAGCCGACUGGGUACGCCAUGAGAAUGAGGGCCAUCGGCAUCUAGAGUGGUGGACAUGCGACGUUGAGGACUGUCGGCACACAUGCUACCGCCGGGACAAUUUCUUACAGCAUCUCGUGCGCGAGCACAAGUUCGUCGAACCGAAGAACAAGACUAAAGCCGCCAUCAAACGGGCUGGCGGCAUCGAUCCCACAUGGCAAAAGGUAGAACAGUGCCGUCAUGAAACAACGAAGAGACCACAGGAGGAGCCUUGCCGUUUCUGUGGCAAGCAGUUUCCUACAUGGAAGAAGUUGACAGUCCAUCUGGCGAAGCAUAUGGAGCAUCUCAGUCUACCGAUCCUACAUCUGGUCGCUGCCAAGGAGCUGGAGCCAGACACCAUCAUCAGCCCGGUGCAAGACCCCCCGCCCAGAGCUCCUUUCAAUGCACCAACUCCCUUGGACGAGUCAGUCGUCAAGAGUGAGCCCUCUAUUCACAACUAUGGGAACCAGUCGUCAUAUCAACCUCACGCCAUGAUGGCGAAUAACAAUGGUUUAUACCAGAACAUGAACAACCUUGGGUUCUCGGGGGUCGGGGGUAACUCGCAGUUCCCAGACUACAUGUACUCUUCCCAGUAUCCGAACACUAGUCAGCCGAUGGCUCAGAACUUGAUGGGCAUGCAACCUGUCAACCGAGCAACCCAGGGUCUCAACCACCAAUACCAGAACACAACCAACAUGACCAUGCCUGCCGCAUCAUAUAUGGGAGCCCAGCAACAAUACAUGUCAUUGGCACAAGAGACUGAGCCCUUUCCCGCACUCGACCACAACGCCCUUGGACUACACCAACCUGGGCAGAUGGGUGUAGGCAUGGCCUAUGAUGGACUCAUGGGACAGAGCAACAUCGACGAGAACCAGUACAAUUCUCAGGGGUCUAUCUCACCCUAUUCACACUCUCCCCUCCAAGGUGGUCAAGGGUUCUACCCACCACAGUAG